Messenger RNA from Pyrenophora tritici-repentis Pt-1C-BFP, 972 nucleotides. RefSeq names its product Protein tyrosine-serine phosphatase. Gene Ontology annotation, biological process: dephosphorylation. The record is from RefSeq and is a predicted model, not a curated record. Gene Ontology annotation, molecular function: phosphoprotein phosphatase activity. Lineage: Eukaryota; Fungi; Ascomycota; Dothideomycetes; Pleosporales; Pleosporaceae.
AUGAACACAAACACCGACGAGUCACCUCUACCCACACCCCCCUUCCACACCCUCCCAAACAUUCACAACCUACGCGAUGCCGCCCUCUCCGUCACAAUCUCCACCGGCGCCUCCCUCCGCCCCAACAUCCUCUUCCGCAGCGCCGACGUAUCAAAACUCGAUAUUGGCGAUUGGAAAGCCUUGAAUAAGCUCGGCGUAGCACACGUCUUUGACCUACGCUCCAAGCCCGAAAUUGACAAGACUCUCGUCGUCACCAGUACCGAGGACAAGACAUGGAUAGAAAAAAUGCAACAAGCAGGCGUAACCCGAACCUGGACUCCGAUAUUCUCUGAGCAUGACUAUUCGCCCGAAAAAAUCGCUGUGCGGUUCGCGAAAUACAUGGAGGAAGAUGUGCGUGGUUUCGUUGAAGCUUAUACGAGUAUAUUAAAUGAAGCCGGUCCUGCGUUUGGUGUUAUAUUCCGGUAUCUCGCCGACCUACCUGCUCCAGGCUCUACCGGGGAUAGCGAAGGGGAGAAAUUGGGUGCGCUGGUUCAUUGCACAGCUGGUAAAGACCGCACGGGACUGUUUUACGCGGUACUAUUUGCGUUUCUUGAUGUCCCUGCUGAGCAAAUCGCGGUAGAGUACAAUCUCACGGAGCUGGGAUUACGGUCGAUAAGGGAGGGGAAGGUUGAGCUGAUAAUGCAGAGUUUAGCGUUUCAAUCGUAUAUGAAGGCGCAGAUGGCGGCGGCGGGUGAUGCUGCAGACGGAGAAGAGUUUUCGCCAGAGGUUUUGGAGAUGGGGAGGCAGGCUGCGCUGCGGAUGUUUGGGGCAAGGAGGGAGAGUAUGAUGGGGACUUUGGAUGUUUUGAACAAAGAAUUUGGGGGCGCGAGGGAGUAUAUGAAGACGAGGUGUGGGUUAGAUGAUGGAGUUUUGGAGAGGUUGAGGAGGAAUUUGGUGGUGGGGGGUGGGAAGGGCAUAGGUGCGAAGGUGUAG